GACCAUAAAGGGCAGAGCAAGUCAGGCCAGCAGCUGAUACCAAAUGCUCUAUAAAUAGCUGGCAGGGCCUGGUCACUGCAUCAGAGCGCACAGCCCGAACAAACUUUUACAGACAAAGGAGUAAGAAAGUAGUUUCUGUUUUAGUUUUGUGUAAGAAUUAGAAUGAACAAGCCCAAAAUUGUCAGACCAGAGGAGAGCCAGCCAGCGCAUGUGCUGUGGUUUGACAGAAAGAAAUAUGUCACCCUUAACUUCAGGGUGCAAAAACCUAAAGACGUCCAGGUCGAUAUCCAGCCAGACAAACUGAUUUUGUGCUGCAAAAAUGACACUGAUGAUGUGAUAUACAAUGAGCUGCACUUCUACGACAAAAUCCAAAUCUAUGAUUCCAGAGAAAGAGUCUAUGACCGCACCAUCAACUUCUUGCUUAGGAAGGUGAAGCCUGAUUAUGCAUGGCCGCGUCUCCAGAAGGAUGAUGCCAAGCCCAGUUGGAUUUCUGUGGACUUUGAUAACUGGAGGGACUGGGAGAAUGAGGAAGAUGAUGGGAAGGAAGAGUAUGACAGAUACAUGGACAUGAUCCAGGACAUGGCUACAACUAAUAAAGGAGAGACGCCAGACAUGGGAGAUCUUAGUGAUUCUGACUGAGACUCACUGUCACUCCCCUGGGUUUGCUGAAGCUUGUAAUAUUUGUUGAUGAUGUGAUUCCCCCAAAAUACUGUUUUUACACAAUGUGACAUUUUGUAUGAGAUAAUUUAUUGUUUUUGUCCACUGUACACUGACGAUUCACUGUCACUUUGAAUAAAAUACUUUAUAUCAACUGUUA
Messenger RNA from Paralichthys olivaceus (Japanese flounder), 817 nucleotides. Its product is annotated as alanyl-tRNA editing protein Aarsd1. Gene Ontology annotation, cellular component: cytosol; nucleus. Gene Ontology annotation, molecular function: protein-folding chaperone binding; Hsp90 protein binding; ATP binding. NCBI's taxonomy places the organism in Eukaryota, Metazoa, Chordata, Actinopteri, Pleuronectiformes, Paralichthyidae. The record is from RefSeq and is a predicted model, not a curated record. Gene Ontology annotation, biological process: protein folding; regulation of translational fidelity; chaperone-mediated protein complex assembly.